This is a messenger RNA of Penicillium olsonii, 1521 nucleotides long. NCBI's taxonomy places the organism in Eukaryota, Fungi, Ascomycota, Eurotiomycetes, Eurotiales, Aspergillaceae. The record is from the annotation of a GenBank genome assembly.
AUGGCAUCCAGCCAGAACUAUUCCGAAGCGGCCGGGGACCUUCGCCAAUUCUUGAAGGAACUCGAUGAUGAGAAUGACCUUCUUGUCAUCAAAUCAGAGGUCGACCCCGAAAUGGAGUUAGCUGCGAUCACUCGCAGAGUCUAUGAGACUGAAGAUAAAGCACCUUUGUUCGAGAAUAUCACCGGCCGAGUAGGAAACGGUCUCUUCCGCGUCCUAGGAGCACCCGUGGGGCUCAGCCGUGUACCUGGUCAAAGAUUGGGCCGCAUCGCCAAAAGUCUAGGAUUGCCUUCCACCGCAACAGGCAAAGAGAUCAUUGCAAAGAUCAAUGAUGCCAAGCAUCUCAAGCCGUUGCCCCCCAAUGAAGUCGCAUCUGGACCGGUGAAGGAACACAAGAUCUUCGGUGAUGAAAUCGACCUGACCACUCUUCCAACGCCUCGCCUCCACCAGCAUGACGGUGGGAAGUUCAUCCAGACCUUCGGUAUGUACAUCGUACAGAGACCAAACGGAACUUGGACCAAUUGGUCAAUCACUCGAGCGAUGGUUCACGGCAAGCAAACGCUCGUUGGUCCUAUCAUCCCAAAGCAAGACAUUGGUGUGAUAUACCAAGAGUGGAAAGACCUCGGGAAAGAUAUGCCCUUUGCACUGUGUUUCGGCGUCCCACCAGCAGCAAUCAUGGUGGGCGGCAUGCCGAUCCCCAAAGGCGAGGACGAGGCUGGCUACAUCGGCGCUCUCGUUGGCAAGCCACUUGACGUAGUCAAGUGUGAGACAAGCGAUCUUCUUGUUCCUGCCAAUGCGGAGAUUGUGAUGGAAGGCUUUGCUUCAAUUUCCGAGACCGCACCCGAAGGCCCGAUGAUGGAAUACCAUGGCUUGGUGUAUCCGGGCCGAAGCAAGGAAUGCCCUUUAUUCAAAGUCAACGCAAUCACCUAUCGGGAGGACCCAAUCCUGCCAAUUUGCAUUACCGGAAGAGCGACCGAGGAGAGCCAUACCGUGUGGGCGGUCAUGAUCGCCGCAGAAGUGCUGAAUAUCUGUCAAAAUGCUGGGCUACCGAUCCAGAUGGUCUGGUGUCCGUUCGAGUCGCAUGCUCACUGGCUUGCUAUUCAAGUCAACCGCCAAGAAUUGUUGAAACUCAAGACGAAUAUGCAAGACUUCUGCGUCAAGCUAGGCCAUAUCGUGCUGGGCUCGAAGCCUGGAUGGUACAUACCCAAGGUCUUCUUGGUUGGAGAGGACAUUGAUCCCACGGACCUCCGAGACCUCCUUUGGGCCGAAGCCACCCGCUGUGAGCCCGGAACCAGCGAGUUCCUGUUUGAUGAAUAUGGGAAUAUUCCCUUGAUCCCAUACGUUGCCCACGGUACAAAGCCAGUCCGCAACAAUAAGAAGGUGGUCAGGUGUUGUAUGCUGCCGUGUGAGUUUGUUGACGAAGAGCUUCCAUGGAAGGUCGGAUCUUUCAAGGGCUCAUACCCCCCUGACGUUCAGAGAAAGGUGGAACGUGAUUGGGAAAAGUAUGGGUUUGAUGCACUGUGA